Molecule: messenger RNA, 4205 nt
Organism: Capra hircus (goat)
Lineage: Eukaryota; Metazoa; Chordata; Mammalia; Artiodactyla; Bovidae
Gene: ZRANB3
Product: zinc finger RANBP2-type containing 3
Exons: 21
Coding region: 271-3483 (1070 amino acids)
Biological process (GO): DNA repair; replication fork processing
Cellular component (GO): nuclear replication fork
Molecular function (GO): nucleic acid binding; ATP-dependent chromatin remodeler activity; zinc ion binding
Source: RefSeq, a predicted model, not a curated record
ACUUCUGAAAGAUGUGGAGUUUGGGAAUGGGAAAUAACCUCAGGGCUGAGGUGAAGCCUUUUCGCCACCCUAAUAGAAGGAGCGAGAAGAGUUAGAAAAGGGAGUCGGGGAAGAGUAUUUUCUCGGAACGUGGUAGGGGUUUUAGAUUCCUGCUAUUUGCACUCUAUUACUUUCAGUUUGUCCUUUUGAAGUCACUUCCGCUUUGGGACGGACACAGGCCAAACCCGUGGCGGGAGUUGGAGAUUCUGCAGCGGAUACACCAGGAUCAUCAUGUCCAGAGGUCAUAGCAUAAAAAAGUCUCUUACACCUCAAAUUUCUUAUUCGACAAGUGAAUCUUACGAACAGCUGGAUUUUUUGCCUGACAAACUAAGAGCAAAGCUGCUUCCUUUCCAGAAAGAUGGCAUCACUUUUGCCCUGAGAAGAGAUGGCAGGUGUAUGGUGGCUGAUGAAAUGGGUUUAGGAAAGACAGUUCAGGCAAUUGGCAUCGCUUACUUCUAUAAGGAGGAAUGGCCUGUUUUAGUAGUGGUCCCUUCAUCUCUGAGGUACCCUUGGACUGAAGAAAUAGAGAAGUGGAUCCCGGAGCUGAGUCCUGAAGAAAUCAAUGUUAUCCAGAAUAAAACUGAUGUUGGGAGAAUAUCAACCAGCAAAGUGACAGUUCUGGGUUAUGGCCUUUUAACCGCAGAUGCGGAGACUCUGAUAGAUGCACUGAAUAAUCAGAACUUCAAAGUAGUUAUUGUAGAUGAAUCACACUACAUGAAGUCCAGAAGUGCAACUCGCAGCCGGAUUUUAUUGCCUAUAGUACAGAAAGCCAAACGAGCCAUUCUGCUUACAGGAACUCCAGCAUUGGGAAGACCCGAAGAGCUUUUCAUGCAGAUUGAAGCUCUCUUUCCACAAAAAUUUGGAACAUGGACUGAGUAUGCCAAAAGAUACUGUAACGCACAUGUCAGAUAUUUUGGUAAAAGACCUCAGUGGGAUUGCAGAGGGGCAUCAAAUCUUAAUGAACUUCAUCAGCUAUUAAGUGACAUAAUGAUUAGAAGAUUAAAGGCUGAAGUUUUAACCCAGCUGCCCCCUAAAAUCAGACAGCGUAUUCCAUUUGAUCUUCCAUCAGCAGCAGCCAAGGAAUUGAAUUCCAGCUUUGAAGAGUGGGAAAAAUUAAUGAGAGCUCCAUAUUCAGGUGCCACCGAGACUGUCAUGGGGUUGAUUACUCGCAUGUUUAAACAAACUGCUAUUGCCAAGGCAGGUGCUGUAAAGGAUUAUAUUAAGAUGAUGCUUCAGAAUGAUUCACUUAAAUUUCUGGUUUUUGCUCACCAUUUAAGCAUGCUCCAAGCUUGCACAGAAGCCGUUAUAGAAAACAAGACUCGUUAUAUCAGGAUAGAUGGAAGUGUUCCAUCUUCAGAAAGAAUACAUCUGGUUAAUCAGUUUCAAAAGGACCCUGAGACUCGAGUGGCUAUCCUCAGCAUUCAGGCUGCUGGUCAGGGUUUGACAUUUACUGCUGCAACUCAUGUUGUGUUUGCUGAGUUGUACUGGGAUCCUGGACAUAUAAAACAAGCAGAAGACCGUGCUCACCGGAUUGGACAAUGCAGUUCUGUGAAUAUUCACUACCUUAUUGCAAAUGGAACUCUAGACACCCUUAUGUGGGGAAUGUUGAAUCGCAAGGCUCAGGUUACAGGAAGCACACUGAAUGGGAGGAAGGAAAAACUUCAGGCCGAGGAGGGUGAUAAGGAAAAAUGGGAUUUCCUGCAGUUUGCUGAAGCUUGGACUCCAAAUGAAAGGUCUGAAGAGCUCAGGGAUGAAAUGUUGUUCACUCGUUUUGAAAAAGAAAAACAGCAUGAUAUUCGAUCAUUCUUUCUACCAAACGCUAAGAAAAGACAGUUGGAGACCUCCUGUGAUGAAUCAAGGGUAUCCCAGGAGAAAAAUACUAUAGUGCCAGCAGACCCUGGAAAAACAGCUACAAGAGGUGAUGAAAGUGAUCUUGAACCUGAAGCUAAAAAACUGAAAUCGGUCGCCAUCAAUGACCCUUGCAGGCCCCCCGAGGAGAAACCCUGCCGGCCUGGGCAGGCCGAAGCUCGGCUCGCGGUCGGGGCCUGCGAGGCCAAGGCCCAGGCCACUAGCCCAGCCCUUCGUGGUGAGGGCUGGCAGUGUGCUUUCUGCACCUACAUCAAUAACUCAGUGUUACCCUACUGUGAAAUGUGUGAGAAUCCGCGGGGCGGUGCUGAUAGCCUCAGCCACACCCAGAAUAAAAACAAAAACGAGAAAGAUGAUUCUCAGGACAUCUCCAAAAAAAUUCAGACUAGUUCUGAUGGGGAGAAACAAGUCCUGGCACAUUCAGCACCUGAACCGUUAGCUGAGAGCAAGGAAGAAAUUUCAACAACUGAGAGUGAAGACAGACUCACCCCCCAGCCAAGUGAUGCACAGUUGAAGAACUGGCCAGUGUAUGAUACCCUGAUGUUUUGUGCAAGUAAGAAUACUGACCGGAUUCACAUCUAUACUAAGGAUGGAAACCAGAUGAACUGUAAUUUCAUUCCUUUGGAUAUAAAAUUAGACCUGUGGGAAGAUUUACCAGCAAGCUUUCAGCUGAAACAAAAUCGCUCCCUGAUCUUGAGGUUUGUUCGAGAAUGGAGUAGUCUAACUGCCAUGAAGCAGAAGAUAAUCAGGAAAAGCGGGCAGCUGUUCCGCAGCCCAGCUCUGGCUCUGGAAGAGAUCGCAAAGCACCAAACCAAACAAAACAGCACCAAGAGAUAUAUAACGAAAGAAGAUGUUGCUGCAGCCUCGAUGGACAAGGUGAAGAAUGACGGGGGGCAUGUCCGACUGAUCACAAAGGGGCCCAGGCCAGGGGACCCUUCUACAAAAGAAUUUCUUGAAGGUGGAGAAUGUGUCCCAUUUCUAAAUCCCUGCACGGCCCAAGGUGAUCUCAUUCUGAAGGCUUCUACAUUCAAAGGCUAUUUGCAGGCUGUGGAUAACGAAGGAAAUCCACUUUGCCUUCGCUGUCAGCAACCCACUUGCCAAACUAAGCAAGAGUGUAAAGCAGAUGCUUGGGAUUCACGGUUCUGUUCUCUGAAAUGUCAGGAGGAGUUUUGGAUUCGAUCUAAUAAUAGUUACCUGCGAGCCAAAGUAUUUGAAAUUGAACAUGGUGUGUGUCAGCUGUGUAAUCUGAAUGCACAAGAACUCUUUUUACGUCUGAGAGAUGCCCCUAAAAGUCAGAGGAAGAGUCUUCUGGAUGCUGCCUGGGCCUCAAAGCUCCCGUUAGAACAGCUUAAUGAAAUGAUAAGAAACCCAGGGGAAGGGCAUUUCUGGCAGGUGGACCACAUCAAGCCUGUGUCUGGUGGAGGAGGGCAGUGCUCCCUGGACAACCUGCAGACCCUCUGCACAGUCUGCCACAGAGAGAGAACUGCCCAACAAGCCAAGGAAAGAAGCCAGGUGAGAAGACAAUCUCUAGCAUCAAAGCAUGGAUCAGACAUCACACGAUUUUUGGUAAAGAAAUGAAGCAUAAACAUUUUUAAAUGGAUGACAUAUGGUUUGUAUGUGGAGAAUUCACCAAAUAUUUUUUGUGCUUGUCUAAUAUUUUAAAAGUGAAAAAUUUCAAAACACAAAUCAAGAAUUCAUCUUCCCUUUUAAUGUUAAAUGCUUUUCAUGUAAUACUUUUUGAAAGUACUUAACUGAAAUACAAUACUAAAUAUUUUUAUGAUCUUCUUGAUAUCCAUUAUAUUUCAGUAAAGUUUUGUUAAGCUUUCAAUUUCCACUGACUAUACCUUAAUCACUGUAUUGUGCAUAGAUUGUUUUUGAAAAAUACACCCAAUUACUUGAAAAAUGCUGCUGGGUUAGUAUUGGUCAUAGACUGCUAGAUGCCAAAAUGCAACACUGUAAAGCCAUAAGGGAAAUUUUGGAGGCAAAAUCAUUAUUCAGGAAUUCUAGACCAAUUAUGACCUCCUUGCUUAGUAUGCAGGAGAGAUUCUUGUUCACUAAAUGCCUCCAAAAUGAACCUGGGGUGCAUAUUUUGAGUGUUGUCUUUCUUUUAUUUCUUAGCCAGUUGUCUUUAUUGAAAAGAUGCUUUUGAAAAUAACCUAAUUGGACCCAUGGUGUUUGUGGACAAUUCAGGGAUUCUGGCUGAAGUAACUGUUAAAACAUGUUUUAAAAAACCAAAAUACCAUUUAAACUUCAUUUUUUAAUCUGUCUUAAUGCAUAAAACUAGGCUUACUGUCAAAGCA